UAUAUUUCUUUGCUCACAGCGAACCCCGUACCUGCUCUCCAGAUUAUCAAAGGAUUUGCAUUCCAGGCCAUCGCCAAUGCUUUGGUCUCUGUCGACUCAUUUUUCUUACUGAGUGGUCUCCUAGUCUCUUACAGUACCCUAAGGGCCAUGAAAGCCAAUGGUGGCAAGAUGAACUGGGUCUACUUCUACAUCCAUCGAUUCUGGCGUCUGACCCCGCCUUACAUGUUGUUGAUGAUGCUUUACGUACCAUUGUUCCGAUACAUGGGACACGGCCCCUUCUGGCCACCACAGGGCAUUGAGAAGGACUUCUGCAAAAAUUCUUGGUAUUACAAUCUUUUCUACAUCAACAAUUUUAUGCCUAAUGCCUCAAAAAAUAUGUGUAUGGGCUGGAGCUGGUACUUGGCCAAUGACAUGCAGUUCUAUUGGAUCAGCCCACUUAUUAUUAUUCCCCUCUACAAAUCUGCUAAACUCGGACAUCUCGUUGCUCUUCUUCUCCUCGUGGCUCAUUUUGCUGUAACUGCUGUCAUAGCAACACUCAAUCAUAGCUCUAUUACAUUAGUUUCACAAGACAAUAAUGAUGACUUUGACCAAAUCUACAUCAAGCCCUACACCAGAAUCGGCCCCUAUUUAAUAGGGAUGCUCUAUGGUUACCACCUGUACACAGAUAAAACAAAGAAGCUAUUAAAUGGAUAUAUUUCGUGUGUACUAUGGUCAAUGGCUACCAUCAGCGCCGUGGCUGUCCUCUAUGGUGUCUACAAUAUCCAGAAUGGGGCCGUUGUCUCCCAGGCUGUGUCUGUCUUCUACAUCACCGUUCACAGGACCGUGUGGGGGCUCUGUCUUGGUUGGGUCAUCUAUGCCUGUUAUACAGGAUAUGGAGGUUUCGUGAACACCAUUCUGUCCUGGAAAGCACUGAUCCCUCUCAGCCGACUCACCUACACAGCCUACCUCAUCCACCCCAUCGUCUUGUUUUUCUAUUUUCUCAGCCAGAUGUACCCGACGUAUGCGACACAAAUCAAUAUUGUAAGUAUUACAAUGGCAACAACAAGAACACUUUCUCUGUGUGCAUAUGUGAGUGAGUGUGUGUGACAGAGAGAGAGGGUG
Messenger RNA from Octopus bimaculoides (California two-spot octopus), 1101 nucleotides. RefSeq names its product nose resistant to fluoxetine protein 6. The record is from RefSeq and is a predicted model, not a curated record. NCBI's taxonomy places the organism in Eukaryota, Metazoa, Mollusca, Cephalopoda, Octopoda, Octopodidae. Gene Ontology annotation, molecular function: acyltransferase activity, transferring groups other than amino-acyl groups.